AAAGGAUGUGGUCAGGUCUGAGUUGAGGAAGAAGUGCACGGAACUCUUUGACAAAACUGCCUGCCAACGACUCGCUGAAACUCGUCACCGAAACAGGAGAGAUCAGCAUCGAUCUGGAUUGUAUUACAACGUUUCUCACUUUUGAGACUCAUCAUUUCUUUGAGGAUGCAUUGAAGACAAAGAAAAGAUGGAAGUGGAUGAAAUGGGUGAAACAAGGACUUCCUGGUCUGCGGUGCCUGCCGGGACGCACACCAUCCUCUGUGACCAUGCUGCGAAGAAGAGAAAACAAGACCCGGCUCCUGAACCUGUGAUCAGAAUCACAGAGGAUGAAGAGGAGGAGGAGGAGGAGGAGGAGGGCGAAAUGAUGUGCGACCACAUGAAGGAUUCAGAAGAGCCCAGUACUAAAAGGGUCAAACCUGUGGCCAAGUCCAACAGCCUAACAGGUGUCAUAACCCCGACAAAGACCCCUGCUCUGAAACGCAUCGGACAGUCCAUUUCGCGGUCUAUUAGUUUUCGCACAGAGGCUCGACCUUUGCCCCCGACUCCCCUGCGCUCGAGAGCGAAGCCCUCGUCGUUUCCACGCCGGCGCAACAGCCAAUGCUGGAGUGACACCGUGGAGAGCCAUGACCUCACUGCAAAGGAGAUCAAACGUCAAGAGGUUAUCUACGAGCUGACUCAGGGAGAGCGGCAGCUGAUCGAGGACCUCAGUCUGGUUAAGAAGGUUUACUAUGAGCCCAUGCUGAAGUUGGAAAUCAUGACAGAGAGUGAACUUGGACAGAUCUUUGGAACACUGGACUCCCUCAUCCCUCUCCACGAAGAUCUCCUGAGUCGUCUGGAGCGGCUGAGGGGAUCGGAGAAGACGGUCGGACAGGUGGGGCCCACUCUGUUGCACUGGUUCCCUUGCCUGGAGGCCUACGUCACAUACUGCUGUAACCAAGUGGGGGCCAAAGCCCUGCUGGACCAGAAGAAGCACGAGAAGAGAGUGGAGCACUUCCUGCGCUUGUGCCAAGAGUCCUCGUUCAGCAGGAAGCUGGACCUGUGGAACUUUCUGGAUCUCCCCCGGAGCCGUUUGGUCAAAUACCCGCUGCUGCUGAAAGAGAUACAGAAGUGCACGCCUCCAGAUCACCCUGACGAGGACACGUUGCCCGAUGCCUUGGAGCUCGUCCAGAGCAUCGUGGCCGAGGUGAACAAGAAGACCGGGGAGGCUGAGUGUCAGUUCUACAGGCGGGGUCUCACAUACCUGGAAGAGAGCCAGAGGCUGCCGGAGAUCCGGCAGUCACGCUUCCUCUUCUGCCAUGGAGAGCUCAAGAACAACAAGGGCCAGCGGCUGCAUGUGUUCCUGUUUGAGUUGGCUCUGGUGCUGACCAGACCGGGGGAGGACAGAGAGGGAGGCCAGUUGUUCCAUGUGUACAGACAGCCUCUUCCCAAUGCCUUGAUAAAUCUGGAAGAGAUCCCAGACGGGGAGCCGGCUGGAGGUGGCACCUUCAGAGGAGCCUUCACUGGGGGGAAUGAUAAAGUGAAGAACUGUUUCCGUGUGAGCAGCAGAGGGCGCUCCAAAGCUCACCCCUACAGCCUGCAGGCCAACGACUCCUUCAGCAAGCAGCAGUGGAUCACCUGCCUGCGCCAGGCCAUUGUCCAGUCACGGGACCGCACUGCUCAGACCAGCCAGUCGCAGCUCUCCCCUCCGCCCGAUCCCGCCCUGUAUCACAUCGCUGAGCUCAGCCUCAGCUCGGACACAGAAAUGACAGACCACACCAGUCGCUGACUGUCGGACUGAUCGCCAGGAGGCGUGUGGGGUCUCCACAGAUGUGAACAUUGACAUGAGAGAAAAAUAAAUGGGACUGCUUGUUGAAAGAUUUCUUUUUUUGUGCUUGAACAUACGCAAAGGAUUUCAUGAAUGGAUUUUAAAUGUCGCUCCUCUUCCUGAUGGGUUGUGUGGUUGUGGUGGUGAUGCAUUCUACUGGGAACAAAUGUGAAUUUAUGAUGUAAAAUGUUGUUGUUGUUUUUUAUAAAUAAACUGACACUUGAAAGUUAA
Messenger RNA from Scophthalmus maximus (turbot), 2035 nucleotides. RefSeq names its product Rho guanine nucleotide exchange factor (GEF) 3, like (gene arhgef3l). Bases 188 to 1765 code for a protein of 525 amino acids. Gene Ontology annotation, biological process: positive regulation of Rho protein signal transduction; intracellular signal transduction. The transcript is spliced from 13 exons. The record is from RefSeq and is a predicted model, not a curated record. NCBI's taxonomy places the organism in Eukaryota, Metazoa, Chordata, Actinopteri, Pleuronectiformes, Scophthalmidae. Gene Ontology annotation, molecular function: guanyl-nucleotide exchange factor activity.